This is a messenger RNA of Tetranychus urticae (two-spotted spider mite), 1936 nucleotides long. Its product is annotated as proclotting enzyme. Gene Ontology annotation, biological process: proteolysis. Lineage: Eukaryota; Metazoa; Arthropoda; Arachnida; Trombidiformes; Tetranychidae. The record is from RefSeq and is a predicted model, not a curated record. Gene Ontology annotation, molecular function: serine-type endopeptidase activity.
UUUCCUUUUAUAAUUUAAAAAGAAUCAACGAGCACCAAAAUUUCAAUGAUAGUUCAACAGAAUUUUGUCUUCAAAACAUUCAACCAGAAAAAAUUAGAAAAAAAACCAGUUUCUCUCUCCACCUUUAACUUUUUUAAACCAAUGGACCUAAAAUUUACAAAUGAAUUUGAUCGAAACGAAUAGGAUUCAUAAUAAAGAAAAGAUAUCAUUUGAAUUGUCAACACUUUAAGGUAACUCAUCAGGUUAAGUGAAUACAUCAUCUCUGUGUGGUCGAUCUCCUACUAAAAGCAGUAAACCUUGUGUCUCUUGCAUCUUUAUUGAUUAUUUGAUUGAAGCAAGCUGAAAAUCUUUUUAUUACGGAUUAAUUUUCAAUUGACUCUUCGCUAUGCUUAAAAUCUAAUGUUUACAAUUGGUUUUGCCAUUUCUUUCAAAGCUUGAGACCUGUGAAAAAGAUAAAAGGAUUGUCUACUUUACUUUUGAAAAUGAAAGUCUCUUGCUUGAUAGUAAUUUUCAACUUGUUUCUCAUCAAACUUGUUACAGGUUCACUCGUUAAAAGACAAAUUGUGUUUCCAUCCGAUGAAGACAUAAAAUCAGAUGAUUUACAAAUAUUAUGUAAAACUUUUCAAGGUGGCCGAGGAACUUGUUUACCAAUUUUAAAAUGUCCCAGUAUGCAAAAGGAGCGUAAUUUACUCAUACUGAGAAACUCAAUUUGUGGUUUUGAUGGUGUUGUUCCCAAAUUAUGUUGUCCUUCCUCGAUACCAAAUGGGAUUGACAAUGGAAAUGGUGAUCCUCUGGAACCUCAGCCAUCUAAACCAGAGCAGGAAACGUCUGUAAACCCUGACUCUAGUGCUGAACUUAUUGGACCAAAUGAUAAAAAUGGAGCCAAUAUCCAUGAAAACAUUACACCAAGACCACAACCUGUCAAAACUACAGCUUUACCUAAACCCACUGGUCGACCCAAACAGGGAAAUGAUCGAGGUUUGAAAGAGUUAAACCUAAGGGUACCACCAACUUUGCCAUCAAAGGAAUGUGGUGUCAAUAAACAAGCUGAAACAAGGAUUGUCGGAGGGGUCCCUGCUAAACCAGGAACUUGGCCGUGGAUGGCUGCUCUUUUAUUUGAUGAAGAUGGCGCUAAAAAUUCUCAAUGUGGAGCUACUUUAGUCUCAGAGGAAAUUAUUAUUACCGCUGCUCAUUGUGUUUACGAAGCUGGUGCUGUUCGUGAUCCAUCCAAAGUGACCGUCAGGCUAGGUGAACAUAACAUCGAGCAAGAUUCUCAAGAUGAUGCCGUCCAAGAUUUCUUGGUUGAAUCUAUUAAAAUACACCAAUCAUUUGAUCCAAAAACGUAUAAAAAUGAUAUUGCAAUGCUCAAACUGAAAAAUAAGGUCUCUUUUAAUGAUAGAAUGGCGCCAGUCUGCUUGCCUUUUGACUCACAACUAUUACGCUUUGGCAAUUUGACUGGAAGGAGUGCCACAAUCACUGGUUGGGGUCGAACUUCAUUUAAUGGCCCAUCGAGUGAAGUUUUACUCCAAGCAAGCUUCGAGAUUGUCCCUCAAGAAUAUUGUAGAGAGGCUUUCAAAAAGUGGGUUCCAAUUUCUCAAGUAUAUUUGUGUGCAAGUAACGCCGGUGCUACUCGAGAUUCUUGUCAGGGUGACUCUGGUGGUCCAUUGGUCAUGUUUGAUAACACAAUGAGAAAAUGGUAUCUUAUGGGUGUCGUUUCAUUUGGUAGACGAUGUGCGACUCCUGGCUUUCCUGGCGUUUACACGCGAAUCCCUGAAUUUCUUGAUUGGAUUGAAAAAAAUCUGUGAAUAUUGCAACUCUAACUGAAACUCUAUUUCUCAUUAAAAUUUUGGAAAUAUCAAGAUUGACAUUACAGUAUUUCGUCGAAAGUUCACUAUUAUCAUCACAUCACCAAAUAAUAAUGACAAUUCAUUUGAAA